ACACUCCAUUCGAGGGAGGCUUGUUGUUAUUAUUCUGAGGUGACUAACCAGCUGACAGUUCUCUGUUUAAGCCUAUUCUUCAGGAUGUCUUCAGACUUCGAAACCUAYGAGCAGGACUUUGGAACCAUUACAGCCGAUAUAACUAAUAAAAUUGGCAGAAUUCCUAAACUAAGUGGAGAGGAGAAGACACAGCUGGUUCUAAAUGUCGACAAACAGCUCGAAGAAGUCAGAGAGUUGCUGGAGCAGAUGGACCUGGAGGUGCGAGAGAUCCCCGUCCAGAGCCGAGCCAUGUACAACAGCAGGCUGAAGAGCUACAAGCAGGAGAUGGAGAAGCUCGAGAAAGACUUUAAAAGGUCACGCAUUGCCUACAGUGAUGAGGUGCGCAAUGAGCUCCUGGGAGAUGACGCCAUCUCCUCCGAGAGCCAGUUGAUAAAGUUACGUGAAGAGAGAGCACAUCUGUUGGACAACACAGAGAAGCUGGAAAGGUCAUCCCGAAGACUGGAGGCCGGCUACCAGAUAGCAGUAGAGACUGAACAAGUGGGACAGGAGAUUCUUUCCAACCUGCACACCGAUCGGGAGAAGAUACAGAGAGCCAGAGAAAGGCUGAGAGAAACAGACGCAAACCUGGGCAAGAGUUCUCGCAUCCUGACCGGCAUGCUGAGAAGGAUCAUCCAGAAUCGUGUCCUGAUCUUCAUCCUCGGAGCUGUCAUCUUCGUCACCAUCAUCUUGGCCAUCUAUUUAAACCUGAGAGGCCACUGAUCUUUACUGUUCACCUAUGAACCCCCCCCCCCCCCAGCCCCCAUCCUGUCCUCUCUCCCAGUACAAAUACAAACACACACAACAUGCGUGAUUAAUAGCGACAAAAGCGUUGUUCCGCUGUAAUUAGGACAAAUGGUCCCCAUGAAUCACAGUUUUCUAAACCUGACAGGGAGCCCCCCCCCCCCCUUUCUCGUUUCAUUCUACUGCUUUUCUACCUUUUCUUCUGUUCUUUCUUUUUGCUUUUCUCCUCUGUUAUGUUCAUCCUCUCCCUGUCAAAUUGUGUCUUGCAUCUUCAGGGACGAAAGCGGUAAAACUUUUUCAUGUCGUCGUCCUCGGUGUGGACUUGCAGCCACCCCCACCCCACCCACAGGUGAAAUACAACCUCAUCGAUGCAUGUGAUUUAUUUUGCUUGUUUUUCAUUUAAGGAGGUGGAUGAAGUGGUUUUUAAGGUUCGUAGGCAUGCAUGAAAGACAGAAAGGCAGUCAUGGACUAGUAGUCGACACCGACUCAGACCUGCUUCCAGUCKUAUGCAGGAGCUUCUGUAACUAAAUGAUUCAGCUGUUCUUCUUGCGGCCCCCAGCACCACCAGCAGCGGACUGAGCUCUCAGUCCGACAUGCUGGUCACUCUCUCUGCCUCGACGUUAAAAGCUUCACGAUGGUUGGUUUAUUCAGAAAAGUUGGCUUGUUUACCACUUUUAUUUUAAAAGAGUGCAGAGAAAAGAAGAAAAAGCUGUCUUUUACUAGAGUUUUAUCAUAAAAUGAACCGAUCCCCAAAGCUUUGACCUAAUAGAAAACAUUAAAAAGAAAAUAAAAUGAAAACGUUUCUCCUAACAUUUUUGUCACACUGAGUAUCCYGAUGUACCUCACACUUCCUGAACACACGUCGUGACUCAUUCCUACAGACUUUUUAUCUUUCGUUGUGGUAAAUCUUGGUAUCAUACUGUAUGUACUAACAUUUAAAUCCAUACUGUGUAUAGUGGUUAUUUUUUUCCAUCUGAUUCUGUUGCUAUUUAUUUAAAGAUGUAGAAUUAAAAUGUCUGUGCUAGAACUGUAAGUUUUAUUUUCUUUGUUAUUUUGAUUUAACAUUAUAUAUGUUUUGGCUUUUGGCUGAUGAUGCAAGACCAAAAGAAAUGUGUUGAUUUCUAGUUUUAUUUUAUUUUAUUUUAUUGUUUGUUUUUCUUCUAUAAAUAGGCCUGACCUGAUUCGGAGCUUGUAUUAUUUGUUCUGUAUAUUUCAUGUAAAUUUCUGAAGAUUGUGUUUAUGUGGAAUAGGUGUUUGUUGUUGUGUGAUUCUUGGAAAAAACUAAAAUCAAGAGCAUUUUUGGAGUCUUAAGGAUUGAAUGACAGUAUAUUAAUGCUUUGCCAGCUAGAAUUCACAACCAAACUUGUCUCUCUA
This is a messenger RNA of Austrofundulus limnaeus, 2154 nucleotides long. It is a transcript of the gene vti1a, whose product is annotated as vesicle transport through interaction with t-SNAREs 1A. The transcript has 9 exons. The record is from RefSeq and is a predicted model, not a curated record. Gene Ontology annotation, molecular function: SNAP receptor activity; SNARE binding. NCBI's taxonomy places the organism in Eukaryota, Metazoa, Chordata, Actinopteri, Cyprinodontiformes, Rivulidae. Gene Ontology annotation, cellular component: ER to Golgi transport vesicle membrane; Golgi apparatus; endoplasmic reticulum membrane. Gene Ontology annotation, biological process: intra-Golgi vesicle-mediated transport; macroautophagy; retrograde transport, endosome to Golgi. The coding region runs from base 85 to 759 and encodes 224 amino acids.